Messenger RNA from Lampris incognitus (smalleye Pacific opah), 1658 nucleotides. RefSeq names its product PWWP domain-containing DNA repair factor 3B-like. The record is from RefSeq and is a predicted model, not a curated record. The transcript has 8 exons. Bases 1033 to 1479 code for a protein of 148 amino acids. Lineage: Eukaryota; Metazoa; Chordata; Actinopteri; Lampriformes; Lampridae.
UUCAUUUAUUUUAAGAAUUGGGUCCAACAUUUUGGCAUUUACAAGGCACAUAUUCAAAUGUAAUGCAAGUGCAAAAGUUCUAACAACAUUUUGUGCUAUCCUUUCUUGUGUAACACAAUUGCUUUACUUGAAAACUUUACACUUAAAAAACUACUAGGACGACCAAGGCAGUCAUUUUGACCAUUUUGGAUUUUCAAAGAUAUAAUAACUUUGUGAAAAAAAAGAUACUGAGGAAAUUGUAGGAAAGUAGAGACAGACAAUUUCUCUCAUUGACUAGAUGAACGCGUGUGUCAUUUUCCGUACAAAGUCGCCACAAGAGCAACAUGGCACUGCUCCAACAAUCAUAGUCCUCGCUCACCCUGUCAACCCGGAAACACUUUCUUAAAGGGCCCGUGGGGGGGAGGGCAGGGUAGGAGGGCGCCCCCUUCGUGGGGGCUGGGCAAGUACAACAGGUCGGUCCAAGUUCAGGUGAGCCGGUUUGAGGCGAGCCACUGAAAUGCGCUGCGACUGCAUUCCAGAGCUCAGACGCAAACUGGGCCCCGGUCCGAGGAGAGGUCUGAUGGGGCGCUGAACCGGACGACCCAGAUCCCGAUGAACGCCCGGGCUAUGUCGGUGGAUGUCGUCGAUGACAGUGGGAUGGCUUCUGGCCACCGAGUGGUCGUGUCCACCAUGGUGAAGAGAUGCACCCAUCCAUAAUCCAGCCUGGAAGCCAGUUAGGACGCACAACCCACGGGUUACAGUUGGGUUGUCCUCUUUGUCCCAAAUUUACCACCACACGGCAGGAGACCAUUUUUAAACACCUGGAUGCCCACAUCCAAAAUGCAGUGCAUUUCCAAGGCAUGGCAAGGUUUUUGCCCACUGGACAGAGCAGUCCAAAGCUCUACUGAGAGGUGACCUGCCUCCUGUCUUCAGGCUCCCAAGACUCCGGAAACGGACGUUUUCGGAAGUCGUCCAGGAACAUAACAAGGGCUUAGAACCAGAGGGGGGUUCCUUUACAUUACUUGAUGACCACUACACCCAACUACAGCAAAGAUGGCAAAACGUGCAAGAGAAGCCCGCAGGUCUGCCAAUGAAAGAUUGGUGGACUUCAUCACGAAGCUGAAGGGGUCGGACAAACGGCUACUGGAAAUAAUCACAGGUGAAGGCAGCUCCAAGUGGCUGGUGAAUUUCAGGUCUGCGAAACCAGACAGGGUCUUCACCUACCUGGAAGAAGACGACCAAAUUGAUGAAGUUUUUAAGGACAUCAACUUGGUCUUCAAAGGAGCCACAAAAUGUGCACCUUAUGUCCCAACGACAGAGUUCCAGAGAGUCAGCUUCGUGUUAGAUGUGCUGAUGCCUGAGGCCAUUGUCCAUGCUCUUGUGGCAGUGGAAAACCUCUCUCUAGCUGAGGCACAGAGAAGAUUUAACGCGGGACCAUUGUAUGAUGAAAGUGAAGUGCAAGAAUUUAAUGAUAUUAUCAAGAUGCAGAAGAGGCAGUAGAUCGAGGCCGAGCAUUAAUAUUCUUAUUUCUAUUUUAUUUUAUUUUUACUUUAUUUUAUUUAUUUUGUUUUUGUUUUGAUGUUUUUGUUUAUUAUUAUUAUUAUUAUGUAAAACCUCAACCACAUUCUGUAAAAUGCUGAACCUGAUGAUAACACUGAAAAAUAAUAAAAUAAAUUACU